Molecule: messenger RNA, 5005 nt
Organism: Linum trigynum
Lineage: Eukaryota; Viridiplantae; Streptophyta; Magnoliopsida; Malpighiales; Linaceae
Source: the annotation of a GenBank genome assembly
GAGGUAACUCUACAAGAUUUUAUGUCUUAUUAGACUCCAAUAAUUCCAUUUCGUUAAUAAUGGAUUUACCCACAAAUCUACAUCUGUAUGGAAGUUCGAACUUCUAGCAGACUUGUAGGAUCUCUUCUUAGGGUGUAAAUAACAAAUUCAUAACCAAAAUCCCUCAAUGAUUUAUGGUUUAUUUGUCUCUUCUGAGUUCAUACUCAUCACCCCCACUAGUUAUCCAUUAUUUCUAAUAGUAGGCAAGAUACCACCCCCACUAUUUCUCGAUUUAAAUGGAAUGCCAUUAAUGGAUUCACACAACAAUGAGUAUUUCAUUUCUUAAACUUAUGUGUUCUAUUAUUGAUAGCACAAUCAAUAAAUCACUCUCAUGCUCAUCUAUAUUGCACUGAUUCUCAAACUAUACCAUAUGAAAAACACAUUUCAUAACGUUUUACAUCAAAAGCAUGUCAAAAGCAUCACAUCUUUAAUUAGUGCAAUCAAUAAUAAUGUGAUAAAGCAUUUCACAUUAUUCUCGUUCACCCAUUUCAAAAUGAAUCAAAUCCAAAGAUUCUGAUUCUCUAAUCACAUAUUUAAGAGUCAUUUCACUUUAUCAUCAUAUGCAUACUCUCAUGACCAUGACCAAUAGUGGAGUGAGCAAUACUCAACAACACUUUCUUAAUAGCAUAUGUCUUAGUAUGAUUCGAGAUACCAGCAUUCAACCACUAUUCUUCAGAGUUGCCAACAAGGUUAAUCUUUGCUCUUUUGUCAAUCAUCACAGCCACAAAUUCUUCUCUUCAAUCAAGUUAACACUAGAACCAGUGUUAUACUUGUUCCUACACUUUCGUGUCAUAUGACCUAGUUUUUCUCAAAUUUAAUUGAGAAACCUAGCGUCAUUCUUAGAGAAUUGUGUGACAAUCUUAUGGUUACCACGAUGGGUACCAUUCUAAUUGGUGUGGAUUUGGUUCAAAUUGCUAUUCUGAUUCUUGAACCUUUAGACAAUACUUCUCCCAAAAUAAAUAUGGGUAUACAACCCAUUCCACUGGCAUACAAACUCAUAUAUGCUUCAAAGUAUGCAUUCAUGUAGUAAAAUUACUCUACUCCUCAAUAUGCAUUAUGCACACAAACUUGUAUUCUAAUUACUGAGCAAAGCAUAUCUCAAUGUCAUCAUUAUCAUGCAUAAAAUCUAUUUUUCUUGUCUAAUAUUCAUAGGGAUUCUCGAUUUUAUGCAUGAAAUCCGAUGAGAUAUAUUCUAAUAUAUCAUGAGAAAAAGUUUAGUUAUUAUCUCUUUUCAAGAAGUGAACAACUUAUGAGAAUCAACGUGAUAUACCCUCUUUGCGUCUCAUAAAGGAGCAAAAGCUUAGCAUGCCCGCAUCAAUUUCUCCAUUUGCCAAUCCCCCGUGACCACUGACCACCAGCAACCGACAGAGCUUUAUAGUAAAGACCUCCACCUGGUUAUCCCUAGCUUCCAUGCAAUUAGGGACAAGAGUAGUUAAUAGUCCAUGAACAAUUAAUUGGACAAGAACAAUUACGUAAUUCCCGAGAAUUGAGGGUGCCGAAUUGCGAGAACAAUUAAUUGGACAAUAACUCCCUUAUGCAGCGUGCGUCCCGAUUACGAUCUCCCGGUCUGCGUCAAUGCGAGCGUAAGCGGCGGCACGCACGCCCAAGCGAGAUUGAAACUUGGGAAACCAGAUGCGGUAAUCGAAUCUGUUCAGUACACAUGACAGCAGCCAACGUCUUAAAAUUUGUUAGAAAUCGAACAGGAAAAAUUUGGUUACCGAUCUAGCUGAGUCGCGGACUAGGUCGCUCUCUUUAAGACGUUUGCGUCACUGCCUCGUUAUUCGCACAACAGACUAUCAGUCGGUCGCCUACAGGAUAAAAUAGCCACUCUUUUGAUUUGCUCAGCGGUUUUGUGCGGAAAACCGGAGCUCUUUGAAUCUCACUCUCUCUCGUGUUUCUGCUCUCUGAGGUGUAUUUAGAGGGCCUGGAGCGUCUCCUGAGCAGAAAACCCAGAACAUUCCCUCUUUCUUUGGGAAUAAGUCACAUUUUAAUUAGGGAGAUAAUUACUCCUAUAAUUAAAAUAUAAUCUAUUAAGAUAAUUUUCCUGAUUAUCUCCAUAAUAUUCUUUUUAUUAAUUAUCUAUCUUAAUUUCGUAUUAUGGGAAAAUACUGGAUAAUUAAUUAGGAAUUUCAUUAUAGUUUUUCAAAGCUAUUCAUGCCAAGAGUAGGAUUGCUGCCCGAAUUAGAUUGUGGGAUCAAAUCUUGGAAGGCAAUAUAUGGCAAUGAAAUACAAGGAUUGCGAACAAAUACUUACACUGUUACACAAGAAAAUUGGAACUCAGCAAGGUUCAGAAGAAUUUCGCCCUUUGAGAAUGAGGGAUCGGAGAUUCGGAGUAAGAAGUAGAGCUGGCUAUUUGGUUUUGGACUGUUUGGUUUUACCCGAAAUCGGAUCGUAUAAUUCGGACCGGUAUUGGACUGGAUUAGGAUAACAAACAAUCCAAUCUCAUAUUCGGGCUUAGAUUUGAGGUAAAAACCCGGAUAAAGACCGGAUAAGAGACCCCCAACACCCCAAAUCAAGAUCAAAAUGGGACCGGACCGGAUCAAGACCGGACCAAAUCAAGACCGGACUGUAUCCAAUCCAAUCUUUGGUCCUUAUAUUCUCGAAAAGACCGGACUGGGACCGGAUCAAUUUGGUCCAAUUUAAUCGCACCGGACCAUAUAGCCACCCCCAGUAAGAAGUGGGUUUCAGAGAGAUCAUCUCUACUAACCAGCCCAAUUUACCAGGCCCAUAUUGAUUGGGCUGUCACUUCAUUGCCAACAAGGCUCGGAAAAUGAUGGGCCCAGCCCAACCAAGACAGAGAAGCAGUAAAAGAAGUUUCAUAGAUACGGUUAAAAUUACUGUUCGCCGGACCCGUAUUCGGAGCUCCAACGACGAGGAAAACAGCGGAUUAGGGUUCUGGGAGUGAAGGAAGAUGAGAGAUUUAACGGCGGGCGAUCAAUUCAACAACGGUGUUGCACAAUUAGGCCGCCGGAUAUUGUUUGCCGGGAAAAUUUGAGACGAUGGUCAAGGAUUUGACGCGAUACCACCAAAUUUGGACCAGAGAUGACGAGACUGCAUGAAUCAAGAAAUUAUCUGGUCAGCUUGUUCUUCCAAGUGUCCGCCAUGCCAGUGAAUCACGCCAACUCGUCCGUUCACCCACCAUGGCUCUUCCUUCAAACAUGAAAUGCAUGAAUCAAGAGAUUAUCUAUUCAGCUGUUCUUCCCAAGUGUCCGCCAUGCCUCCAAUUCGCGCCAAUUCUCCGCCCGUUACCCACCAUGGCCCCUUAAACAAGAAAUGCAUGAAUCAAAGAAACGGUCCGUUCUGCCACAUGUUCUUCCCCGUUGGGACACUUGUGCAGAGUGAAAACCGUGCUUAUCUGUGGUAAUGAUUCAACUCCUCCGCAUUGUUACUCUCAUGGUGGAAUAGCCUACUGAGACUUGCUAUAAAUUACUGACCUCUGUUUCCCUCUUCUCCAUCGGAAAACCCUACAAUUCGCCGCUGCUACCUACACUGCACACCCACUAAGCUACACUCUAGGUUUUCCCCCCAAUUUACCCUGUUUUGUAAUAUGUUCAUAUGUUGUUACUUCAUUUUUUUCCUGACUUUUCAGUUCAUCUAUAUCUCCAGGAGAAGUGUUCUUACAAGUGCUGGGAAUGGAGCUUGGAGUUGCUCUUGGUGUCCCCAGUGUUCAAGAGCUGGCUAAGAGCUUGAAGGAGGUACCAACUAGGUAUUUACGUCCUGAAUUCGAGCUCGAUGAAGUUUCAAAAGAUGAGUCUGUUCAAGUUCCAGUGAUCGACAUGGGCAAGCUGGUUGGCGGUCGUGAUGAUGAAGGAGAUGAAUUGGCUAAGCUUCAUGAGGCUUGUAGAGAUUGGGGAUUCUUCCAGGUGAUCAACCAUGGGGUUGCGGAGGAGGUGAUUCUGAAAAUGAAAGCGGAUGUUCAAGAGUUCUUCAGCCUGCCUCUGGAGGAGAAAAUGGAAUAUGCGCGACUGCCUGAUGACAUCCAAGGAUAUUCCCCAUCGCACGUGGUAUCAGGAGGGCGAAAGCUAGAUUGGAGUGACUUUCUCUACAUUUUCCCACAACCUCGAGAUGGAAGAAACAUGAGGUUUUGGCCAAGAGUUCCCUCUUCUUUCAGGGAAACUCUGAACCAAUAUUCAACAGAGCUGGAAAAGCUGAAUUCUGCCUUGCUGAGUUUCAUGGCGAGGAACCUGGGACUCGAGCCAGAAAAGCUGCUAUCUUUGUUCGAAGGUGGUCGUCAAAGUGUAAGAACGAACUAUUAUCCACCAUGUAAGCAAGCAGACAAGGUUAUUGGUAGCACCCCACAUUCUGACGUAGCUGGAUUGACAUUAUUGACUCAAGCGAAUGAAGUACAAGGUUUGCAAAUCAAGAGAAACGGGAAAUGGAUUCCCAUUGAUCCCAUUCAAGGUGCUUUCAUCGUUAAUGUUGGCAACUUUGUUGAGAUCAUGAGCAAUGGAGAAUACAAGAGCGUAGAGCAUAGGGCAGUAGUGAACCCUGAAAAGGAGAGGCUGUCCAUAGCAACAUUCCACAACCCAAACUCUAACGCUGUAAUUGGACCUUUGCCAGACAUUCUCGAUAAGGAUGGGAAGAAGCAAGCACCAAAGUACAAAUCCAUGUCGUACCAGGAAUAUAUGGAGGAACGACUUCGUGAAAAGAAAAAAAAAUAUUAUGCUUAGGGAAAGCCCCUCUCGUCAGAUGAAGUUACAAACUGAAGCUGCAAUCCCCUCGGUCAAAAAGGAACUGCAAAGUGUCGAAUGAUGUCAAAUGGAACCUUGUUGUUUCGGAUUGAGAAUAACCAUUAGUAGUCAGUAUUCAGACUCUGUAACCCAGUACCAUAAAUAAGCAAAAGAUUGCAACUUUAACUAGAAAUCACAAGAAGUCCCAUCCUGCAGCUGCCUAAUGACGACCUUGAUAUCUUUCUGAGUCAUGAUUUGGGGAAGGUGGAUGUGGACAAUGAAUAGAAUUACCUGCG